Exophiala bonariae is the source of this 432-nucleotide messenger RNA. RefSeq lists its product as uncharacterized. The record is from RefSeq and is a predicted model, not a curated record. NCBI's taxonomy places the organism in Eukaryota, Fungi, Ascomycota, Eurotiomycetes, Chaetothyriales, Herpotrichiellaceae. The transcript has a single exon. The coding region runs from base 1 to 432 and encodes 143 amino acids.
AUGGUGGGAACCACAAACCCGUGGAAAUUGUCGACAGGUUUUGAGUCACUGCAGAGUUUCUCACGCUUGGAGUUUAACAUCUCGUAUUUCGAUGACCUCGAGAAGUUGACCGCUCUCCAGAACGGAACAGAGAUACUCAGAAAUGACGAAAGACAGAGCUUGAUGUAUGAGCUAUUGCAAAGCGACGAUGAAACGCCCAGUUGCAAGCCCCGAGCGGAGAAAACUGAGAGUGUUCUUGCUGGUGCAGAUGUACAGAUACUACGACAAGGGGAGGUUGAUGAUGCUUCGCUGAACAUGCCAGUGGCGAUGGUACACGAGUGGAGCUUUACCGAGAACUGUGCAAGGAGCACUUCGAAUAAUACAGGCCCUAAAAACUCUCUAGAUUUAUAUAAAUCCUUAAGAGAAAAGGUAGGAAGCAUCGCUUCAUUUUGA